This is a messenger RNA of Rhodotorula toruloides NP11, 1659 nucleotides long. RefSeq names its product 2-oxoisovalerate dehydrogenase E2 component (dihydrolipoyl transacylase). Gene Ontology annotation, molecular function: acetyltransferase activity; lipoic acid binding. Lineage: Eukaryota; Fungi; Basidiomycota; Microbotryomycetes; Sporidiobolales; Sporidiobolaceae. Gene Ontology annotation, cellular component: cytoplasm; mitochondrion. The transcript has 4 exons. The coding region runs from base 1 to 1659 and encodes 552 amino acids. The record is from RefSeq and is a predicted model, not a curated record.
AUGCUCGCACCAGCCAGGCUCACGAUGCGGCGAGGAGCUCGCAUCGCCAACCCGCGACCGCUCUCGUCGCUCGCUUCUUCGGGUCGACUGCACACGCCUGUCAGCUCCCGAGGGCGCGUGCAGGAGCUCAGCAGGCGUUUCAAUGUCCCUACUACACCCUCCCGACUUUUCAGCGCAACAGCAAAUGCAGCGGGGCAGGUCAAGCCGUUCGUCCUCGCCGACAUUGGAGAGGGAAUCACCGAGUGCGAGAUCGUCAAGUGGCUCGUCAAGGAGGGCGACGUGAUUGAGGAGUUUGACCCCGUCGUCGAGGUCAUGUCCGAUAAGGCGUCUGUGGAGAUCACUUCCCCGUUCUCCGGCACGAUCGCCAGCUUGGCAGGAGCAGCGGGCGACAUGCUCAAGGUCGGAAGUGUGUUGUGCAGAAUUGAGGUAGAGGGCGGUGAGGCAGAGGCCGACGCGGCGCCUGCAGCGGUAGAGUCCGCACCCGAGCUUUCGCCAGCUCCCGAACCGCCAGCGACCACACCCUCCUCCUCCAGCACUCCCUCACCUUCAUCAUCACCCUCGCGAACAUCGGGCGCGGAAGUGCUCGCCACUCCAGCCACUCGAAGGUUCGCCCGCGAGCACAACGUCGACCUGGCUUCGAUUGCUGGCACGGGUCGAGACGGCCGUGUCACGAAGGAGGACAUCUGGAAUUUCGUGUCGGAAGGUGCUUCGGCCGCCUCUUCCGCAGCUCCAGCGUUCGCUCCAGCGCCAACUUCCGCCCCGACAGCUCCCGCUGAAUCGACCACUAUCACGCUCAACUCGACUCGCAAGGCCAUGUACCGCGCCAUGUCAGCGUCGCUCCAGAUCCCGCACUUCUCGUACUCGGACGUCGUCGACGUGACCGAGAUCGAGCGGAUGCGCCUCACGCUCGCAGCCAACAUCCCCCUUCAGUACCGCAAGACGCUCAAGCCGGCAGACGAGGCGACUCUCGCACGACAUGAGCAGUGGUCGGGUGCCGCUCGCGUCGACCCCAACCGCCAGUUUGACCGCAUUACCCUCCUCCCGCUCCUGCUCAAGGCGCUCUCGCUCGCCAUGUCCGAGCACCCCAUCUUCACCUGCACCCUCUCCCCUCCGCCAGCCGCCGGUCCCGCAUCUACCGACCCCUCGCUCGUCCGCCGCCCAACCCACGACAUCUCGGUCGCCCUCUCGAACCCCUCUCCAGCCGGCGGCCUCUUCACGCCCGUCCUCCGCUCCGUCAACUCUUCCUCCGUCUUCGAUCUCGCCUCUCGCCUCGUGCACCUCCAGUCUCUCCUCCCGACGUCCGACAACGGCGCACCCAAGUUCCCUCCGGAAUACCAAGGCGCCGGCACCCUCACCCUCUCGAAUAUUGGCGUCAUUGGUGGACGGACAACGCACCCGGUCGUGCCGCCGACGGGUCAGCUUGCGAUUGGAGCGAUUGGGCGGACGAGGGUCGAACCGCGCUUUGUAGAUGAGGCCAAGGCGAAGCGGGUUGCGAGCGGGUUGGAAGAGGCUGGAGCUGGCGAGUUGAAGGUCGAGCCGCGGCUGGUCAUGGACGUGACUUUCUCGGCGGACCACCGCGUCGUCGAGGGCGUCGAGCUCGCUCGGUUGGUCGAGUCGUGGAAGCGCAUCGUAGAGAACCCCGCUCGGCUCGCUGCAUAG